AACUUUACGCAAGCUUGCCUCUAAACAUCUACCGUAUUUCCUCCAAUACAAUGAAGCCGGAACCGAAGUGUGUCCUCCGUUUUGCCAAGAUUACGGAUCAAGCCUUUGUACCAACCAAAGGAUCCGCCAAAGCGGCGGGAUUUGAUCUAAAGAGUGCAUACGAGUACACGGUUCCGGCCCGAGGCAAACAGCUGAUAAAGACCGAUAUCCAGGUCCAACUUCCGGAGGGUUGCUACGGUCGUGUUGCACCUCGGUCCGGUUUGGCAGUGAAGAACUUCAUCGACGUCGGUGCCGGUGUGGUUGACGAGGACUACCGAGGCAAUCUCGGUGUGGUGCUGUUCAACCAUUCCGACACGGAAUUCAAGGUGGCCCGGGGGGAUCGUAUCGCGCAGUUCAUCUGUGAGAGGAUCUUCUAUCCGGAGCUGGAAGAGGUAAGCAGCUUGAUGGACACCGAACGAGGCAGUGGUGGUUUCGGAUCCACCGGAACGCAGUGAGACUGGUCCAGUCAGUUCCUGGAGGAAGUACAAAUUUAAUGCUGGGAAUGAUCU
Messenger RNA from Ochlerotatus camptorhynchus, 548 nucleotides. It is a transcript of the gene dUTPase, whose product is annotated as Deoxyuridine triphosphatase. The coding region runs from base 51 to 494 and encodes 147 amino acids. The transcript is spliced from 2 exons. Gene Ontology annotation, biological process: dUMP biosynthetic process; dUTP catabolic process. The record is from RefSeq and is a predicted model, not a curated record. Gene Ontology annotation, molecular function: magnesium ion binding; dUTP diphosphatase activity. NCBI's taxonomy places the organism in Eukaryota, Metazoa, Arthropoda, Insecta, Diptera, Culicidae.